GGGUGGGGGUCGAUUCGAUAGGGAUCGUCGGUGGUGGGUUUGCGCUCGGUUGUGUCUCGGCAGUGGCUCUGGUCUGGUUGCACAGCGUUUCAAUCUGUGACACCCCCUGGACCCCCCUUCGCCCGGAUGUCACAGACUGACCCGUGACAUCUCGUCCACCUGAGGCUGAACCAGUGCACCACCGGCGGAUCUUCAUCAUCCCGUUCCCCCACCCGUCGACAUGCCUUCCGUCCGAGACAUCGCCGCCGAUGCGUUCAUCCGCGAAUACGCUGGCCACUUGAAACGAUCUGGCAAGAUCGAGGUCCCUACAUGGGUGGAUAUUGUCAAGACCGGACCCUGCAAGGAGCUUGCUCCAUAUGACCCCGACUGGUACUACGUCCGAGCUGCUGGUGUCGCUCGUCACAUUUACCUCCGAAAACAUGUCGGAGUUGGCGCCUUGGCCAAGCUCCACGGAACUGCCAAGAACCGUGGAAACCGACCCAGUCAUCACGUGGAUGCCUCGCGAUCAAUCGAACGGAAGAUCCUGCAAGGUCUGGAGAAGAUCGGAGUGCUUGAGAAGGACCCUCGAGGCGGUCGACGGGUGUCGCAAGAUGGACAGCGAGACUUGGACCGUAUCGCCAGUAACAUUGCUGAACAGUUGAGGGCCGGUGCAGAUGAAGACGACGAAGAAUGAAAUCUAUAACAAUCAUGUCCUUCACACUCAUAUGUCUAUGCUCGUCGAUCACACAACUUGUGUACUUAAUGUCCUUCGGUCUGGACUCCAGACACUCCCCGGUCUGUCCUCAGGGCCCAUAGGUCAGCGCCCAAAGUCUUGCCAAUAGACUUCUGGAUCUUACUCUUCGUUAUGUUUCUCCUCACUGACCCAACUCAAAUCACACUGCUCACCUUUUUCUUUUUUUCUUGUUGGAGAGUUUUCCGUAUUUUACGCAAUUUACUACACAUGUCUUUACACAUUCCUCAAUUUCUUUGUACAACAACAAUCUCUUCAUGAAUAACGAGAACCCCCAAAAAGAAGCAGGUCUUCUGCAUUCUAGACUCUCGUCCUGUUGGUUGACAGUUCCUCCAAAAAAGACACACAGAUUAUCG
Molecule: messenger RNA, 1086 nt
Organism: Puccinia graminis f. sp. tritici CRL 75-36-700-3
Lineage: Eukaryota; Fungi; Basidiomycota; Pucciniomycetes; Pucciniales; Pucciniaceae
Product: 40S ribosomal protein S19
Exons: 5
Coding region: 221-673 (150 amino acids)
Biological process (GO): ribosomal small subunit assembly; translation
Cellular component (GO): cytosolic small ribosomal subunit; ribosome
Molecular function (GO): RNA binding; structural constituent of ribosome
Source: RefSeq, a predicted model, not a curated record